AUGGCCCCACGUGUUGGAGCUACCGCCAACAGCGCCGGCGACCAGGCCUUCCGGUUCCUCUUGAGCGUGCUCAAGCACUGCGAGCAUGUCAAGGCUGACUGGAACGAAGUGGCCAGGGAGAAUGGCAUCGCGUAUGCGAGGAAUGCGAGCGCCCGUUUCAAGUCUAUCAUGGAGCAGCACGGACUCAGGUUUGAGAACGGCACGAUCACCGUCUCUGACGACGAUGCCGGCGUGGGCCGCGGGGGCGUUGCCGCCGUGGCAAAUAAUGACGACGAUUCCAAGCCUCGCAAGCGCGCUGCCAAGAAGCAGACCAACAACAAGAACACUACCACUACUGCUCGCAAGCGCAAGGCGUCCGCAUUAGCAGACGGGGACGAAGCAGCGGCAGCAGGCAGUGGCAAAAAGAGUGGCGUCGGCGCGAAGAAAAAGAUGAAGAGCAAGACAUUUGUCAAGUCCGAGGAAGACGACGCUGAUGCCGACGACGACAACGAUGAAGGCGACGAAGCCGAUGGUGCCAAGAGCCACGCGAACAGCGACGAGAAGGAGGAGGCCAAAUCUGGCGCGGUGAAGAGUGAGACUUGA
Messenger RNA from Fonsecaea erecta, 582 nucleotides. RefSeq lists its product as hypothetical. NCBI's taxonomy places the organism in Eukaryota, Fungi, Ascomycota, Eurotiomycetes, Chaetothyriales, Herpotrichiellaceae. The transcript is spliced from 2 exons. The record is from RefSeq and is a predicted model, not a curated record. The coding region runs from base 1 to 582 and encodes 193 amino acids.